Messenger RNA from Oncorhynchus masou masou (cherry salmon), 515 nucleotides. RefSeq names its product MICOS complex subunit MIC10-like. The coding region runs from base 52 to 279 and encodes 75 amino acids. Gene Ontology annotation, cellular component: mitochondrial inner membrane; mitochondrion; MICOS complex. The record is from RefSeq and is a predicted model, not a curated record. The transcript has 4 exons. Lineage: Eukaryota; Metazoa; Chordata; Actinopteri; Salmoniformes; Salmonidae.
UGACCUCAAUCUCGCGAUUUAUGAAGAUGUGAGGAGUCAGAAGCUGAAAACAUGGCAAAUGAACACGGAAAGAAGUGGGACCGAUGCUUAGCUGAUAGCGCUGUGAAGAUAGCGACCGGCCUUGGCGUGGGGAUUGUGUUCUCAGUCCUCUUCUUCAAACGGCGCACUUGGCCGGUGGCAUUUGGUUCAGGUGUGGGGCUGGGCAUGGGCUACUCCAACUGCCAGCAGGACUUCAGGUCACCUUACCAGCUCCAUGGUCACAGGGUAAAGGAACAGUAGAAGACUGAGGAGAGUUGGCUGAUGUAGAAGUUGUCUCGUCCUCAUUAUUUUUCUGCUUGUUUUUAUUUUAUUUUGCUGCUUGUCUCUCUGCCACCCAAUGUAAUUACUGUGUGAGUCUCACAGGGCAGUCGUGUAUUUGUGUGUGUAUAUAAGUAAUGAAUCAUUUGACAGAAUAUUAUUCCUGAUUUACUUUUGUCUUUUAUCUGUGUGAAUAAAGUUUGAAUGCUAACAAAGAA